Messenger RNA from Carassius carassius (crucian carp), 2099 nucleotides. RefSeq names its product cytochrome P450 1B1 (gene cyp1b1). The coding region runs from base 163 to 1773 and encodes 536 amino acids. Gene Ontology annotation, molecular function: iron ion binding; oxidoreductase activity, acting on paired donors, with incorporation or reduction of molecular oxygen, reduced flavin or flavoprotein as one donor, and incorporation of one atom of oxygen; steroid 17-alpha-monooxygenase activity. The transcript is spliced from 2 exons. The record is from RefSeq and is a predicted model, not a curated record. Lineage: Eukaryota; Metazoa; Chordata; Actinopteri; Cypriniformes; Cyprinidae. Gene Ontology annotation, biological process: progesterone metabolic process; hormone biosynthetic process.
CAGUAGUGUUAUUUAGUCGUGGAUACAUUCUUGGAUGAAUGCAUCUUGGACCGACCAUCACAACACUUAUGCUCUCUGAUUUCAUAUGAAUCAGUCAGACUCUCGAACGCUCAACAGGUUAAUUUGCUUUUGAUUAUUAAGAGUGGAUCUGCAUUGAUUGUGAUGCUUGCAAAUACAUCGAUGAUGGAUUUCCUGGCGGUUCUGGGCGAUUUCAUUCAGCUGUCAGCGCGCAGUGUUUUACUGUCGCUGCUGGUGUGUUUAACGCUCACGCUCUGGCGUCUUUCCGGUCGGCGGCAGAUACCGGGUCCGUUCUCCUGGCCGGUCAUCGGUAACGCCGCUCAGCUCGGUACCUCACCUCACUUUUACUUCACCCGGAUGGCUGAGAAAUACGGCGACGUGUUUCAGAUCAAGCUGGGCAGCCGAGACGUGGUGGUUCUGAACGGAGACGCAAUUAAAGAGGCGCUAAUUAAAAAAGCUGUCGAUUUCGCCGGCAGACCCGAUUUCUCCUCGUUCCGGUUCGUGUCCAAUGGGAAAAGCAUGGCGUUCGGUAACUACAGCCAGUGGUGGAAACUGCAUCGGAAGAUCGCACACAGCACCGUGAGAAACUUCUCCACAGCCAACAUCCACACCAAGCAGACGUUUGAGAAGCACAUCGUGUGCGAGAUAGGAGAGCUCAUCCGCUUGUUUCUGAAUAAAACCCGCGAGCAGCAGUACUUCGAGCCUCACCGGUAUUUGGUGGUGUCGGUGGCGAACACAAUGAGCGCCGUUUGCUUCGGGAACCGGUAUUCGUUUGAUGAUGAGGAAUUCCAGCAGGUGGUUGGCAGAAAUGAUCAAUUCACUAAGACAGUCGGAGCUGGAAGCAUCGUGGAUGUGAUGCCUUGGCUGCAGUACUUCCCAAACCCAAUCAAAACGCUCUUUGACCAGUUUAAAAUGCUCAACAAGGAGUUUUACGAGUUCAUUGAUUCCAAAGUGGCGGAGCACCGCGAGACUCUUUUACUGAGCCUCGUCCGUGACAUGACUGACGCGUUCAUCGUUGCUCUGGAUAAAGGGCUGUCAGGGGGCCCGGGGGUCUUUCUGGAUAAAGAAUACGUGCCACCGACAAUCGCAGACAUUUUUGGGGCCAGUCAAGACACUCUGUCUACAGCUCUGCAGUGGAUCAUUCUAUUAAUGGUCAGGUAUCCAGAAGUCCAGAAACGUCUUCAGGAGGACGUCGACAAAGUGGCGGAUCGCAGUCGUCUUCCAACAAUUGCAGACCAGCCUCAUCUUCCAUACGUCAUGGCUUUCAUCUACGAAGUCAUGCGAUUCACCUCGUUCGUCCCUGUAACGAUUCCCCACAGCACGACCACGGACACCUCCAUCAAUGGGUAUCCCAUCCCUAAAGAUACCAUCAUUUUUGUCAACCAGUGGUCUCUGAACCACGACCCGACCAAAUGGGACCAACCAGAGGUAUUCAACCCACAGCGCUUCCUGGAUGAGGAUGGAGCUCUCAACAAAGACUUAACCACCAACGUGCUGAUCUUCUCCGUGGGGAAGCGAAGAUGUAUUGGAGAAGACGUGUCCAAGAUACAGCUUUUCCUCUUCACCUCCUUGCUGGUCCAUCAGUGUAGGUUUACCGCAGAAACUACUCCCAGCAUGGACUAUCUGUAUGGGCUCACGCUUAAACCCAGAGCCUUCAAAGUGUCUGUCACACUCCGUGACAGCACAGAACUGCAUGAGAGUUUGGUAGGAACGUCUCAGACUCCUACAAAAAAGAGACAGAGACCUCAAGUCUGAAGGGAAAUCAAAGCAUGCAACUUAAAUACUUUGCCAAAUGAAGCUGGCUAAGAAAACAAACACUGAAGAAUCUCUCAUAUCUGCAUUAUAGCAAUAUAUUUAUAGAUGUAAAACUCAGGCAUAAACUUUUUUUGGCUCAGAAUGAGCUAAGACAAUAAAAACACACCCAUUCAUUACUGUAACUAUAUGAUGCACUGAUUUAUAGUAUAUUAUGCAAGAGUAGCAAAGCAGAAGCUACACAACAGGACACUGCAUGGUUCAUUCAGGCAAAUACUAGUUGUUUUCUAAGGCAUAUACAUGCAUAGCAUUAUUCAGUCAAGAAACUU